AUGGGUUGUCUAUCACCACGAUUUCAACUAGCGUUCAGACGUUCAUUAUUCUUCGGAUUAUGCUUGUGUAUUUGGUUAGCUAUUGGUACAUUGACUUUUUCUGCAUUAUCGGCUACCGUUACCAACCUUGCCAGCAUGGUUAGACUAGACAACAAACGAACGGAACUGCUGAAUGUGCUGUGGGCAGAGACGAUUUCGAAACCAGAAGCGGAUUGGGCUGAAAUGGCCAAUAGGAAGCUUGAGUUAUACGAGAAGCAGGAAGAAAUUUCAUUGCUAUUUUAUUUUAGUGGUUUCAUCCUAUAUGCUAUAACUUUUCUUGGUGUCGCACUUAUAAGUAGAGCGUUCUUCCAAAUGCAGCACGAAAUCGAAAGAUUGUUGCAUGGAUUCGAAUUUACCUUCGCAAGCAUGUUCUCGAAAUUUGAGCGAUGGAUGAGCGAAGACAAGGGAACAAUUCUAAACACCAAUCGAAUAGAGGAAGUAGAUGAAAAUGAAGAUGAAGAUGAAGAUGAAAGUGACUACUAA
Messenger RNA from Angiostrongylus costaricensis, 522 nucleotides. Lineage: Eukaryota; Metazoa; Nematoda; Chromadorea; Rhabditida; Metastrongylidae. The record is from the annotation of a GenBank genome assembly.